Molecule: messenger RNA, 856 nt
Organism: Pollicipes pollicipes
Lineage: Eukaryota; Metazoa; Arthropoda; Thecostraca; Pollicipedomorpha; Pollicipedidae
Product: PIH1 domain-containing protein 1
Exons: 5
Coding region: 140-856 (238 amino acids)
Biological process (GO): box C/D snoRNP assembly; rRNA processing
Cellular component (GO): R2TP complex; ribonucleoprotein complex; cytoplasm
Source: RefSeq, a predicted model, not a curated record
AGUUUUGAACUAGAUGAUAUGGGUUGUCAUUGCCUCUGCUGAUACCAAUAUAAUGUGGAUUUUGUUCUAAACUUGGGUGUAGGGGAGACUGUAGUAAUAACCCUUUUCUCGAAGCGCCAGUCUUGCAGUGGCAGCCGAGAUGGACAAGAUGACGGCACCACGCGGCGCGUUCCUGGACGUGGAGCCGAGCCUGCUGACGGAGCGUCUGUCGGUGAUGGGCGCGCCGGCCGAGGAGCCGCUGGACGCGCUGACCAUGCCGGCCGAGGCGGCGACCAGCCAGCGGCGAGCCGGCGCGCUCGAGAUCCGGCCGCAGCCGGCCGUCUGCUGCAAGACGCGUGAUAGCCACGGUGGCAAGGUGUUCGUCAACGUCUGCACCAGCACUGACAUCCCGCCGCCCAAGGAGCUGGACGAGCAUGAGCUGCGCCAGCUGCUGAUGGACGAGGAGCGCGCCGCGGAGUUCCGCGUGCCCAUGAGCCUAGGCGAGGCACAUAAGGAGCUGGACAAGGCUGGCGGGCCGUGCGUGGCUUACGACGUGGUGAUCCAUCCUCGCUUUCACGCGCAGGUGGAGGCCAUGAUGAUCGAGGCCAUCGAGGGUAAGUUCGGCGUCGAGCUGGACAAGAACCAGUGGACCACGAUGCGCAACAAGCUGUACCUGGGCAAGAUGCCGCGUCACUGGGUGCGGCGCGUGCUGUUCGAGCUGCCGGCGGCGGUGAUGGCGCCGGCGCAGCUCAGUCUGGAGGUGGGAGAAGACCGGCUGGUGCUAGCGGCCGAUUCCGCCUGCCUUCUGGCCGACGUGUUCCUGCCGGGCCCGCUGGAGCCGGAGAGCGUGGCGCUGUGGCAGACGGCGCCAGGCUGA